Molecule: messenger RNA, 2509 nt
Organism: Acanthoscelides obtectus
Lineage: Eukaryota; Metazoa; Arthropoda; Insecta; Coleoptera; Chrysomelidae
Source: the annotation of a GenBank genome assembly
UCAUCAUCCCGUGUGUCAUCUUGAACCAUAUUAUAACCGCGGUACAUAAUACGGAAAUUUUGUUUAUUCGCUUGGAUUUGAUUAUAGUUCCUAAUUGAACUUGAAAACAACUUCUAAGGAAAAUACUAGGUUUAUUUUUGUAUAGGUGUUUUCAAUGAAUAAAACGUAAUUUAAAAGUUGCUGUCGAGUAGUCGAGUAGAUCAAUGAAAAGAUGAUGAAAAUAGAUUUUAUUUUAGACAUGACAGAUGAUAGCUGAGCCGCUUUCCAGUGCUUUUGAAUUGAGACUUGUAUGCACGGGAGUGUGACGCUCCCGAACUGUUCUUUCAAAUGUGCACGGGAACGCGACGAUAAGCAAUGAAAAUGUAAAAAACACGUUUUGCCUUUAUUUUCAGAAGCAUUAUCAGACUAUUCAGUUGAUGCUUGAUGAUGCUUUAAGAAUGAUGGCGUAACACUUCGGACAUCUGCAUUUUUAUUGUAAAGCUUCUGGAUAAAUGUGUCGAAUUCAUAUUUUAGUGUAGACAUUAAAAAUUAUUUUCAAAGUGUCUCGCUAUAGAUGAAACCAACUAUACCCUAUUUCACGAGUAUCCAUCACGGUAUAAUGACAGCUGAUUAUCUAGUAAUAUCUCAAAAUUCUUCAUACCGGCACAGGACACAUAAUUCUGACGGAUCCGUCAACGUCAGGUAGACAUAGUCGUAUUUUGUUUUGUUUUUUUUUUGUACGCUACAUAUUCAUUUUGUACUCUUUUGUUCAGAAAAGUUCAUUUGCAUACAAAAAACAAAACGCUACAAACAAGUUUUACUAGAACUGCACCCGAUUCAUUAUUGCCAACGUGGCAGACUAACACGAAAAUGUCACUUGCUGAUCAGACGUCAAAGAGUGAUGGAUACUCGUGAAAUAGGGUAUAUACAGGCAGCUAUAAACCUGCAUUCUCUUGUGAUUUUUAUUAUUCAGGAACAUCUCAAAUGUACGUUGUGACUCUGGGUCAUAACAUUAUCAGUUUUUUUACCAUCAUCCACUGUCUGGUAUUGGCUUAAUGUGAGUUUAAUGCAACAAACAAAUACGGUGAAAAACAUAACAUAAAAAUCUUGAAACAUUGUCAUUUUCGUUAUCCCCGCUAUAUCGGGGCGUAUAACACCGAACAAAAAGCUGGUGCAUGAGGGGGCAGGGAUUUCAGAAAUGAGUAGCUCAGGUCCUCAGGUGCAUGAUACUCUAGACUAGAGCACUGGAAUGGUAUUGACAGGAUGACAGGUGGUAGCUCCGACUUCCGAGUAACACAAAUGAGGCACUGGAAAGCGGCUCUGGACAUCAUGACAAUAAUGUGAUGACAACCACAAAACAUGACAACACCGCAGUGUUUAUCAUUACUUUAUUACUUAUCAUUUUUAAACUUUCACCCUUCAACAUUUCAAUAAUCACCUUCAAUUUUUGUACUGUUACCAAGAUCAACAGGUUGCUGACUCUAUUGUCAGUAAUAUUUUAUGUUUAAGUAAAAAAUACCGAAAUGGUUGACGUUGUGGUGUUGAAUACCAAAGAACAAGUAAUAUCCAAGUUAUGUGAGGUUAUAGAAUCCUCGGCCAACGAAAACAUAGAGAUAAAUGGAGUUUUCAAUAUUGGUUUUUCCGGUAAGAAAUUACUCAUUCCCUAAGUGAUUUUAUAUAGCAAAGGAAUGAUCGCAAACGAAACGCUCUAAACUCCUAAACUACAGUGGUAUAAUUUGUGCUCCGAAUUUCAAAAAGUCGUAGAAACCACUAAUUUUGACAAACUACUUUGGACUUGCUGUAAAAGCAAUAAUAAUUGAUAAUUAUGUUUUGUUUGUCAGGGGGAUCUCUUGUAUCAUUCCUAGCUACAGGGCUACCGAACAUAAAGACUGACUUUAGCAAAUGGAGAAUAUUCUUCUGUGAUGAACGGGUAGUCCCAGAAGAUGACCCGGACUCUACUUAUGGAAGUUACAAGAAAAAUCUGUUAGACAGUGGAAAAGUCAGUUUGAAUCUUGAGCAGUUUAUCACAAUCAAGCAAGGUGUGGCUGCUGAUGAGGCUGCUGUCGAUUAUGCACAGAAGAUACUGAGAUGUUUCCCUGGAGUUGCUGAUGUUCCUGUUUUUGAUAUGUUGCUAUUAGGUAUGGGUCCAGAUGGCCAUACUUGUUCCCUAUUUCCUGGUCAUCCACUUUUAGACGAAAAAACUAAAUGGAUUGCGCCCAUAACAGAUUCUCCAAAACCACCACCAAGUAGAGUGACAAUGACCUUCCCUGUUUUGAAUCACGCGAAAAUGUGUGUUUUUGCUACUGCUGGCAAAGAAAAAGCUGAUAUGGUUAGGAGAAUUCUAGUGGAAAAAGAAGACUUACCAGCAGCUCAAGUGAAACCGGUCAAUGGGAAAGUCGUCUGGAUACUGGACAAGGACGCUGGAAUGCAUAUAAAAGCCUAACAAAUUGUUGAUAUUUUUUAUUUAUUUUAUAAAUACACUGCUACAGUAUAAUCAAUACCGCAUUAUUAAAAUAUUAAGUACAUCACA